UAUAUAUCUCUGUAGCACGUUCAAGCUGUCCGUGAGUGUUAAAUUCCAUUUGAACAUAACUCGUAGAAACGCUUUCUCUGCAGACAUCCGAUCGGUUCAUACAAUGUCAGCUAAAAACGAAAAGAUCGUGAUUAUUGGGAGUGGCUUGAUCGGGCGCAGUUGGGCGAUGCUUUUUGCCAGUGUGGGAUAUCAAGUGACUAUUUAUGAUAUUGUGGAAGAUCAAAUUAAAAAUGCAUUGUUGGAUAUCGGUCAACAAUUAAAACGUCUCGAGACUGCCGGUCUUCUGCGGGGCACAUUGACAGCAGAAGAGCAAGUUAAAUUGAUAAAAGGAUCAUCAAAUUUGCCGGAGAUUGUGAAAGGAGCAAAAUUUAUUCAAGAAUGUGUGCCGGAAAAUCUCUCAUUGAAAAUAAAACUUUAUAAUGACCUCGAUAAGAUCGUUGACGACAAAGUAAUCUUGUCCUCUUCAACGUCUACAUUUCGCCCAUCUCUUUUCAGUGAGAAACUAAAGCAUCGUGAUCAGAUUAUAGUCUCUCAUCCUGUGAAUCCUCCUUACUAUGUGCCACUCGUGGAAAUAGUGCCAGCCCCGUGGACGCGUCCCGAUAUUCCUGAAAAAACGAAGGCCAUCAUGGCGGAAAUCGGUCAAAAACCCGUUGUCUUUAGUAGGGAGAUUGAUGGUUUCGCACUCAAUAGAAUACAAUACGCAAUCUUAAAUGAAGCUUGGAGAUUGGUAGCUGACGGUGUGCUGAGCGUAAAGGAUAUUGACGCAGUGAUGAGCGAAGGUCUUGGAAUGCGUUAUGCUUUCCUUGGUGCUUUUGAGGCUGCACAUCUAAAUGCCGAAGGGAUGAAGAAAUAUUGUGAAACGUAUAACAAGUCCAUCUAUGACGUGAGUAUGACUUUCGGACCGGUGCCUAAAUUUGUGGGCGAGAUGGCAGAAAAAAUCAGCAAUGAAUUGAAUGAAAUGUGUCCACUUGACAAAUUGCAAGAACGACGAGCGUGGCGAGACACUGCUUUAACGAAGUUGUCCAUACUCAAGAAGGAAUUAAAUCAGAAACAAUAAAAUAUUUAUGAAUAAACAUAUCUGAAUAUACAUCAAUUGAGUAAUUGAUGUAUCAGUGUUGAAAUCUUUUAAAACAAUUCUGUGAUAAAAUUUUAUCAAACUGACUAUAAGAAAUGCACUAUUCCUAUUGAAAAUUAAAUUGUACACAUUAAUGUACAUAUCAUUGUUAAAAUCAAUACUUAUAUAUUAUUUGAAA
This is a messenger RNA of Pogonomyrmex barbatus (red harvester ant), 1253 nucleotides long. It is a transcript of the gene Had1, whose product is annotated as beta Hydroxy acid dehydrogenase 1. Gene Ontology annotation, molecular function: L-gulonate 3-dehydrogenase activity; NAD+ binding. The record is from RefSeq and is a predicted model, not a curated record. NCBI's taxonomy places the organism in Eukaryota, Metazoa, Arthropoda, Insecta, Hymenoptera, Formicidae. Gene Ontology annotation, biological process: fatty acid metabolic process.